Messenger RNA from Neodiprion fabricii, 2437 nucleotides. RefSeq names its product tripartite motif-containing protein 45. The coding region runs from base 549 to 2237 and encodes 562 amino acids. The transcript is spliced from 8 exons. NCBI's taxonomy places the organism in Eukaryota, Metazoa, Arthropoda, Insecta, Hymenoptera, Diprionidae. The record is from RefSeq and is a predicted model, not a curated record. Gene Ontology annotation, molecular function: zinc ion binding.
GUACCGAAAUAUAUUUUUAACUCCUCGCGGCAUAGUGCCAUACCUCGUAACCAGGGAAGCGUGGGAGGUAUGCGCAUUGCUUGUGGCCGCAUAGGCAAUCUGGUUCGCGGACAAGCCCUGGGAGUCGAGACGAUUAGUGAACAGAAGUUGAGUGGAGAGGUGGAUUGCAGCAGUCGGUUCGAAGCAGUCUUCGGUCAUCCCGUAGUCCGUCCACCAAACAAACCAAACCAUUCGCUGAUCUUUCGAUUUCGUCCAGACGUCACAGCAUUAGCAACUGCCGUCUAUUUGUCUGCGAUGAUAGUGAUCGCUGGGACUGAUUCAUCCGACCAAACGAUGUUUGCUUUCUAAGCCACUCAAGCAGCGAAGAUAAAUUGAUUAUUCGAUUCCACGAGGUUUCCUAACACUGUUGGUCCACUUACCCACUUACGAUUCUUGGUUUCCGCAUGGUGAAUCAUGUGUCAUUUUUAGUGCAGUGAACAUUUAUCCUAUAAAAUAAUCAAGAUCGCAAUUGUACCGCAUCGAUAAGAUCAGGUAAUUCGCCUGGUGGGAUGAAAGACGUUGACGAAUCGGCUCGUGGCUUGAUGAAGAAGAAGAUGAAGGGUAAACAGCAAACGACCUCGAUUGACCUGGUUGAUAUAGUGAAGAAUUCGGGGAGAAUACAAGCUCUGGCUCGCGGUUGCUGCGGGCGGGAUGAACUUCACAGAGUUGAUGGUAACGGGAGUCAGAAGACCACCACCUGCAAGGAUCAGAAGGAGGCAUUCAUAUUCGGCAGUUGGAAGCGUCGGCACAAGCGAAGACCAGCCGCGACCGCCACGGUCAGGCCAGUGUCGAUCAGCGAUGAGAAUUUCGAGAGGAACAACAACAACAAUUUAAGACAGGAUGACUCGAAACGAGGAAUCCCCGCCUCUCAGAGAAGUUCUACCUACUACCCCUCCUCUUACACGACGACCAGCGUCACUUCCUUCGGUCUCGAAUGUCGUGUCGAUGGCAACGUCCCUUGCGAGGAGGAAUUCUGGUGUCCGAGAUGCAGUCAGCGGAUGCAAGAACCGCGACUCCUCCCCUGCCUCCAUCCGAUCUGCACUCCGUGCGUCGACCAGCUAAUGAGCCAAGGAAUCUCAACCUCCGGUUUUCGUGAGGGAUGCCCAAUUUGCGAGACUCCGUUACCCUGCUUUGCUGGCUUGACUAACGCCUUACCUCCACCGCAUUAUCCUCUUCAGCAUCGUCUUGUCAUGGACGCUGUCAGAAGGCGGCUUGCCCAUCAGGUUCUCUGCUGCGAUACUUGUCCUGAGGAGGUUCAGGCCUCGGUCCACUGUCCUGCGUGUCUGCGAAACUUUUGUUCGGACUGUGGGACGGAGCAUCAAGAGCAGGAAGUGAGAGCUUACAAGGUGCACGAAGUGCGACCACUUUGGGAGGCGCGUCGAGUUCGCCGAACAGCGUUGUGUUUGGCCCACCCGACGCAUGCUCUUCGCUUCCACUGCAUCGCGUGUCAGCAGGUGACAUGCAGGGAGUGCAUGUGGCGCGGAGCUCAUCGAGGCCAUGCCAGCGAGGGUGCUUCUGGAGCCGGAAGAAGGGCUGCCGCCCUCAUCACCGCCGCUCUCCAGCGUGCCAGGACCCUCCUCAACUCCCUUCUUGUUGAAUACAACAGUCAGUUAUUUUCUCCCACAACCCUCGACAGGAGGCACAGUCUAUACAACAUCGAGAGCGAAAGGUACUCAGACACCUUGUCACGAAUUCAUCACUCCAGAAGUCGUUCGACGCUGUCAUCGCAUACAAAAGAGGCCAAGGCGCGUAUGCAGGAAUUUGCGCGACUUCAGAGAGCUCGAUAUCUCCUGGACGCGAUAGCGCUAUCCGAGGAACUUCUAGCCGACGGCGCGGAUGUCGAGAUCCUCAGCCUCAGUGGUAUCAUUUUGAAACGGCUGAAAAACCUCGGAGUGAAGCCUCUGCAGCCGGAAAAAUCACGGAACGACGACUCCAAUGAAUUUUGCAGUGAAUCCCAGGACGACAACGGGCUGAGAAUUUCGCAUCCAGGCGUUUACCACUGCUGCACAUUUUGCUCUAGUGGUGGAAGGAAAGAGGCUGUCUGUGCCUGCCGUGGAACGAUGCCAGGAGGAUACAGAGGCUGCGGUCACGGGCAUGUGGGACAUCCUGGCGUCAGCCACUGGUCGUGCUGCGGUUCUAUUCAUCGGCACGGUGCAUGUCGUUCGCCAAAAAAAUGCGUAUAUCAAAUAAUACUUUAACUUUGCAGAGUUAAAGUGUAUAAGAGCGAAAAUAUAUCGUUUAAUAAUAUAUUAUACGAUAAUAAAUAAUGUUAUUAUUGUUAUUAAAUUAUUUCAAAUUGACAUAUUCCUCGACAAUUUAUAAAUUUUAGUACGUAUACGUAUAUAUAUAAUAUAUGUAUUGUAUCUUUUUAGGUAUUUUUGAGUGGGUGUGUAUAGUA